Messenger RNA from Otolemur garnettii (small-eared galago), 1302 nucleotides. Its product is annotated as glutamate formimidoyltransferase-like. Lineage: Eukaryota; Metazoa; Chordata; Mammalia; Primates; Galagidae. Bases 42 to 1028 code for a protein of 328 amino acids. The transcript has a single exon. The record is from RefSeq and is a predicted model, not a curated record. Gene Ontology annotation, molecular function: transferase activity; folic acid binding.
CACGCUACUCCGCAGCCUCUGGGCGCGCACAGAAAAAAAUCAUGUCUUCCUCCAGACUGGGGCUCCGUUUGGCUGCCUGUUUACUAAACAUUUCAGAAGCUAGAAGAAAAUACGUUGUUGAGAACAUAGCAAAAGCAGCUCUUCUUGACAAAAAUGGGCAGAAACAUCCCGAAGUAACAGUGCUCAAUGUAUUUUCUGAUCAAGACUAUAACAGAUCAGUCAUUACAAUAGCAGCUUCUGUUGAUAAGUUGGGCAGUUCUGUUCUGGCUGCUUGCUUGGAGGCCUUCCAUGCUACUGAUAUGGAAGUUCAGGAGGGAAUCCACCCUUGCCUGGGAGCUGUGGACCUGAUUCCGAUUUACCCUCUCUCUGGUGUCGGAGUGGAAGAGUGCGGAGAGGUGGCCAGAAGCCUGGCCCAGGAGCUGGCCCUGCACGUCCCCGGCUGCAGUGUGUUCCUCUUUGGGGAGGCUGACCUGCCUGAGAAGCGCAGUCUGGUCCAGAGAAGGAAGCAGCUGGGCUGGUUCACAAGGAGGGACUUCAGUGCUCUUGAGCCUGACCUGGGAGCUGCCCCUGCCCGAAGAUGUGGUUUGACAGGUGUCGGUGCUAGCCCAUACGUGAUGAACUGCAACGUUACCAUUGAUUCUCAAGACUUGUCUGUGGGAAGAGAGAUCGCUGGUGCCAUUCGGGGCUCCAGUGCAAAUGGACUGAAAGGUGUCCAAGCAAUGGCUUUUCCCCACAAAGGGAAAAUUGAGAUAGCUUGCAAUGUAGAGUGCUUUGAAGACCAACAAGCUACAGACAUCUCAGAAGACUCUCAAUACGUGACUUACAGAGUCCUUGACAACCAUUUUUCUUAUGUGUCUCCUCAUUACAUAGAAGCUCAAGUUAAAAAGUUGGCGGGUGAUUGGGGAGUUGGUACUAUAGGGACAGCAUUAGUUGGAUUUACACCCCAAGAGUGCAAGGACUGUGCUGAAUAUGCUAUAAAGGAAAAUACUGGGGAAUUCUGGAAGAUUCAGGGAGGUAUUUUCAUGUGAUCUGAUCUAAGGGUUCCUUGAAAUUUUAGGGAAAGUUAUUAGUCAUUACACAUUUUCUUUCGGCCAGUGAAGAUAGGGGGAAGCUACAAAGAGCUUGAGUGUAGCUGUGUAUCAGAAAAUUGGAAGCAUUCUUUGUUUAGCAACAACAACAAAUGUUCAUAUAUUAUCCAUCAUUGCCCUAUGGAAUUUCUAGUCAUCAUUAAAACUUUGAAAGAAUCUCCAUAUGUUUUCCAUAGAGGUUGUGCCAGUUUGCAGUCCCACUAACAGUGUAUGU